Messenger RNA from Ilex paraguariensis (yerba mate), 444 nucleotides. NCBI's taxonomy places the organism in Eukaryota, Viridiplantae, Streptophyta, Magnoliopsida, Aquifoliales, Aquifoliaceae. The record is from the annotation of a GenBank genome assembly.
AUGAUUUCAGGCAAUGGAAAGAGGAAAAAGGAUAAGAAAAUUCCUGUAAAACAAGGAAAGGUUGGUCCCUUGGGGGUAGCUAGUUCCUCUAAUCAUCCGCCUCUGAAGGUUUCUCAUAAACGUGCUCAUAUCACACAACUCAUAUAUGAGAUUGUUGAGAAUAAUACCCAGAAAAUUCCCCCGUCUACUUGCGGAGAAAAAUGUUCUUUGGAAUUACCUGACACGGCUGAGGGGCACCCCAAUAUUGAGUUUCUUCAUGAGAUAUGCAAUUCACCCAAGGCAUGUCGUGACAGUUGCUUCAAUUCUAAUGAUCAAGAGAUUGAUAUUACACCACUAGCAGCAACCCUUCUGGAAGGUGGAUCACCCACUGAUGAAAAUUAUCAGCGUAUUGGCCAAUGGUGUCAACUAAUCGGUUUAAGAAUGUCAUGUCACCAAUUGAGGUAG